AUGGAAAUUUUUCGGAUUUUCCAUUCAUUUAUCUUACACGUAAAUCCCCCCGAGAUCAUCAAGAAGCCAGUCAACCAGGGAGUACGAGUGAGCGGCGUGGCAACAUUCUUCUGUGCAGCCCGAGGUGAUCCCCAGCCCACGGUGAUUUGGCGCAAAAAUAGCAAAAAAAUUAUGAGUAACCAAUCCCGGUACACGGUGCACGAUGCUAAUGGAGUUUCAAUGUUACGGAUCGAGCCCGUGCGUGCCGGCCGUGACGAUGCACCGUACGAGUGUGUGGCCGAAAAUGGCGUCGGCGAUGCGGUGUCGGCCGAGGCGACGCUGACCGUCUACGAAGGGGACAAAACACCGGUCGGAUUCCCGGUGAUCACCCAGAGCCCGACGAUUCGUGUAAUUGAAACUGGCCACACCGCCGUCAUGCAGUGCAAGGCGACCGGCUCGCCGCCGCCCAAGAUCUACUGGAUCAAGGAAAUGAAGCGUGUUGAUAUGACCAAUCCACGCUACAGCAUCAACAGUGAAGGAAGCCUACAGAUUGACAACAGUGAAGAAAGUGACAUGGGCAAGUACGAGUGUGUCGCUGAAAACUCCGUCGGCACGGAGCACACGAAACCGACGCCCCUGUACGUGAAGGUCCGCCGGGUGCCGCCGACCUUCUCGCGGCCGCCCGAACCCGUGUACGAGGUCAUGCUGGGCGCGAACCUGACGCUGACCUGCGUCGCCGUCGGCUCACCGAUGCCAUCCGUCAAGUGGCGCAUGGGCGUCGAUCAGGAUUUGACACCGGAAAACGACGUCCCGGUGGGGCGCAACGUGCUGGAACUGAGCAACAUACGAGUCAGCACUAAUUACACCUGCAUCGCCCGGUCGUCGCUCGGUGUCAUCGAAGCUACCUCCCUGGUCAAAGUUCAGUCGCUACCAGCCGCCCCGACGGAUGUCACGAUAUCGGAAGUAACCGCCACGCAGGUGCGGCUCGAGUGGUCCUACAAGGGCCCGGAAGACCUGCAGUACUACGUCAUCCAGUACAAGCCGAAGAACGCAAACCAGGCGUUCAGCGAGAUUAGUGGCAUCAUUACCAUGUUCUACGUGGUGCGCACGCUGAGUCCGUACACCGAGUACGAGUUCUACGUCAUCGCCGUGAACAACAUCGGUCGGGGACCACCGUCACUACCGGCUACCACGACUACCGGGGAGACAGAAAUGGAAAGCGCGCCGAGAAACAUUGAGGUGAAACCUUUAAGCUCGUCCACAAUGCUCAUUACAUGGGAACCACCUGAGACGCCUAAUGGACAAGUGACUGGAUACAAAGUGUAUUACACGACCAACCCGAAUCAAGCGGAGGCAUCGUGGGACUCGCAGAUGGAAACCAACGACAUGACGACGAUCUCGGAGCUAACUCCACAUGCCAUAUACACGAUUCGGGUGCAAGCGUUCACCUCCAUGGGUGCCGGUCCGCUGUCCAACCCGGUACAAGUUAAAGCCCAACAAGGAGUUCCCUCGCAACCGAGCAACUUUCGCGCAACCGAUGUCGGCGAAACAGCUGUCACCCUGCAAUGGUCCCGACCGACUCACUCGGGCGAGAAUAUCGUACACUACGAACUCUACUGGAAUGACACUUAUGCAAACGAGCAGCAUCAUCAACGCAUACCGAACACCGAGACCUACACCUUGAGCAGCCUCUACCCGGACACGCUCUACUACUUCUGGUUGUCGGCGAGAUCGCAGCGAGGCGAAGGAGCAACCACGCCGCCGAUCCCGGUGCGCACCAAGCAGUACGUACCCGGCGCACCGCCUCGUAAUGUAACUGUCGAAGCCACAAGUCCCACCACUAUCAACGUGUCCUGGCUGCCACCACCGGUCGAACGAUCGAAUGGAGCCAUAGUUUAUUAUAAAGUGUUCUUCGUCGAGGUGGGGCGAUCGGAUAGCGACGCCACGGUAACGACCCUCAACUCGACUAGCAUCGUCCUGGACGAGCUGAAGCGUUGGACGGAGUACAAGAUUUGGGUCCUCGCUGGAACCUCCGUCGGUGACGGACCUCGAUCGUACCCGUACACGGUUCGCACUCACGAAGACGUGCCCGGAGAUCCGCAGGACGUCAAGGCGAGCCCGGUCAACUCGACCACCAUCUACGUGACGUGGAAACCGCCGAAGGAGAAAAACCGGAACGGCAUCAUCCGAGGCUACCACAUCCACGUGCAGGAAAUGCGCGAUGAGGGUAAAGGGCUGCUGAACGAACCGAUGAAGUUUGACGUGGUCGACGGCCUGGAAUACAACGUGACGGGCCUGCAGCCGGACACCAAGUACUCGGUCCAGGUGGCGGCUCUCACGCGCAAAGGCGACGGUGACCGGAGUGCACCGAUCACAGUCAAAACACCCGGUGGCGUUCCGAUCCGUCCCACGGUCACCCUGAAGAUACUCGAGCGUGAUCCGACCGUGUCGAUCGAGCUGGAAUGGGAGCGCCCGAAGCAAACGUACGGCGAGCUGCGGGGCUACCGGGUGCGGUGGGGUGUGCGGGAGCAAGCACUCCACGAGGAGGUCCUUCAGGGCACGCACCAGAACGUGAAGCGCAUCAGCGACCUCGAGCGAGGCGUCGAGUACGAGUUCCGGGUAGCCGGCAUGAACCACAUCGGGAUCGGACAGGAAGCGGUCAAGCACCUCCAGACACCGGAAGGCUCACCGACCGGGCCACCGACGAGCAUCGCGGUGCGCUUCCAGACCCCGGACGUGGUGUGCAUAACCUGGGAACCACCGACCCGCGAGCAUCGGAACGGGCAGAUCACACGGUACGAUGUGCAGUUCCACAAAAAGAUCGACCACGGGCUAGGCACCGAGCGGAACACGACGGUGCGAAAGGCCGUGUUCACGAACCUGGACGAGAGCACCGAGUAUGUGGUGAGGGUCCGAGCUUACACCAAGCAGGGUGCCGGGCCGUUUAGUGAAAAGCUGAUCAUAACGACGGAGCGCGAUAUGGGUCGGGCUCCGUUCUCGGUACAAGCCGUCGCCACGUCCGAGCAGACGGUUGAGGUGUGGUGGGAACCGGUUCCAUCGCGUGGUAAACUCGUCGGGUACAAGAUCUUCUACACGAUGACGGCCGUCGAGGAUCUGGACGAGUGGCAGACGAAGGUGGUCGGUGUGACCGAGUCGGCCGAUCUGAUCAACCUGGAAAAGUUCGCCCAGUACGCGGUUGCGAUCGCGGCCAUGUAUCGAACCGGACUGGGAAAGCUAAGCGAGAAGGCGACGGUGAAGGUGAAGCCGGAGGACGUGCCACUCAAUUUGCGUGCCCACGACGUCAGCACACAUUCGAUGACCCUAAGCUGGGCGCCACCGAUCCGGCUGAAUCCGAUCAACUACAAGAUCUCGUUCGAUGCGGUCAAGGAAUUCGUGGACUCGCAGGGCAUCUCGCAGAAGCAGAUUCUGCCGCGGAAGGAGAUCGUUCUGAAGAGCCACGUCAAGUCGCACACGAUCAACGAGCUGUCCCCGUUUACGACGUACUUCGUGAACGUGAGUGCCAUCCCGACCGACUACACGUACAAACCGCCGGCCAAGAUUACCGUCACCACACAGAUGGCCGCCCCGCAGCCGAUGGUGCAGCCGGACUUUUACGGCGUGGUGAACGGCGAGGAAAUACAGGUGAUCCUGCCGCAGGCCUCGGAAGAGUAUGGGCCGAUCUCGCACUACUACCUGAUUGUCGUGCCGGAGGAUAAGGCGAACCUGCACAAGAUUCCGGACCAGUUCCUAACCGAGGAGCUGCUGACGGCGCGCCCCAAAAUGGAGCGCCCGAAUGCGCCCUACAUAGCGGCCAUGUUCCUGCAGCGCAAUAUCCCGUACACGUUCCACCUCGGGUCGGGCGAAACGAACCACAAUUUUACCAACAAAAAGCUCGAGCGCGGCAAACGGUACCGAAUCUUCGUGCGGGCAGUGGUUGACACGCCCCAGAAGCACCUGUACACAUCCAGUCCGUUCUCGGAGUUUCUGGCGCUGGACAUGAAGGAAGCACCGACCGGGGAGCCGCCCCAUCGACCGAACCCGAACGUGAACCCGGACCCGGAGAUUUUGAUCCGUGGCAAGAACGAGGAACCCGGCAUCCUGUGGGUCGUGGGACCGAUCAUUGCGGCGAUGGCCCUAUCGGUGUGCUUCCUCGUCGUGUACUUUGUGCGCCGUCGACGGCAACCGUGCAAGGCGCCCGACCAGGCAGCCGUCACCCGGCCCCUGAUGGCAGCCGAUCUGGGUGCGGGACCCGCACCAACCGAUCCGGUCGAUAUGCGGCGGCUUAACUUCCAGACACCCGGCAUGAUUAGCCACCCGCCGAUACCGAUCUCCGAACUGACGAACCAUGUGGAGCGGCUGAAGGCGAACGAUAAUCUAAAGUUCUCGCAGGAGUACGAAAGCAUCGAGCCAGGCCAACAGUUCACGUGGGACCACUCGAACAUGGAGGUGAACAAGCCGAAGAACCGUUAUGCCAACGUGACCUCGUACGAUCACAGUCGAGUGAUUCUGCCGCCGGUCGAAGGUGUGCCUGGGUCCGACUACAUCAACGCCAACUACUGCGACGGCUACCGGAAGCACAACGCGUACGUAGCCACGCAGGGACCGCUCCAGGAGACGUUCAGCGACUUCUGGCGCAUGUGCUGGGAGCUGAAGUCGUCCACGAUCGUGAUGAUGACGCGGCUCGAGGAACGAUCGCGCAUCAAGUGCGACCAGUACUGGCCGGCCCGCGGAACCGAGGUGUACGGCGCGAUGACGGUCACGAUCACGGAAACGCAGGAGCUGGCCACCUACUCGAUACGCACGUUCCAGAUCUACCGCAACGGGAGCAAUGAGCGGCGCGAGAUCAAGCAGCUCCAGUUCACGGCCUGGCCCGAUCACGGCGUGCCGGACCAUCCAGCGCCGUUCCUGCAGUUCCUGCGGCGCACGAAAUCGCUCACCCCGUCCGAGUCGGGCCCCAUCAUCGUGCACUGUUCGGCCGGCGUCGGGCGGACCGGGUGCUACAUCGUGAUCGACUCGAUGCUCGAGCGCAUGAAGUACGAGAAAACGAUCGACAUCUACGGGCACGUGACGUGCCUGCGGGCCCAGCGCAACUACAUGGUGCAGACGGAGGACCAGUACAUCUUCAUCCACGACGCGCUCAUGGAGGCGGUCAUCUGCGGCAGCACGGAGGUGCCGGCCCGCAGCCUGCACAACCACAUCCAGAAGCUGAUGCAGACGGAGCCGGGCGAAAACAUUACCGGCAUGGAGAUGGAGUUCAAGAAGCUGUCGAACGUGAAGGCCGACUCGACGCGCUUCGUCACCGCCAACCUGCCGUGCAACAAGCACAAGAACCGGCUGGUCCACAUCCUGCCGUACGAGUCGUCCCGCGUCUGCCUCACGCCCAUCCGCGGCGUCGAGGGCAGCGACUACAUCAACGCCAGCCUGGUCGAUGGAUACCGGUACCGUAACGCUUACAUUGCCGCCCAAGGACCGCUGCAGGAAACGGCGGAGGACUUCUGGCGAAUGCUCUGGGAGCACAACUCGACGAUCGUGGUGAUGCUGACGAAACUGAAGGAAAUGGGACGGGAAAAAUGCUUCCAGUACUGGCCGCACGAACGCUCGGUGCGCUACCAGUGCUACGUGGUGGACCCGAUCGCGGAGUACAACAUGCCGCAGUACAAGUUGCGGGAGUUCAAGGUGACGGAUGCCCGGGACGGGUCGUCGCGCACGGUCCGCCAGUUCCAGUUCAUCGACUGGCCCGAGCAGGGCGUGCCAAAGUCGGGCGAGGGUUUCAUCGACUUCAUCGGCCAGGUGCACAAAACGAAGGAACAGUUCGGCCAGGACGGCCCGAUCACGGUGCACUGCAGUGCGGGCGUCGGUCGUACCGGUGUCUUCAUCUCGCUCAGCAUCGUCCUCGAGCGCAUGCAGUACGAGGGCGUGCUGGAUGUGUUCCAAACCGUCCGGAUACUGCGCUCGCAGCGGCCGGCCAUGGUGCAGACGGAGGACCAGUAUCAGUUCUGCUACCGGGCGGCGCUCGAGUAUCUCGGUUCGUUUGAUCACUAUGCGACCUAAGCGGGGAGAGACUCCCGAGAUUUGGCACCGCCCCGAUCACCACCAUCAUCAUCAUCCGCAACCG
Molecule: messenger RNA, 6094 nt
Organism: Anopheles bellator
Lineage: Eukaryota; Metazoa; Arthropoda; Insecta; Diptera; Culicidae
Gene: Lar
Product: tyrosine-protein phosphatase Lar
Exons: 17
Coding region: 1-6030 (2009 amino acids)
Biological process (GO): protein dephosphorylation
Molecular function (GO): protein tyrosine phosphatase activity; protein binding
Source: RefSeq, a predicted model, not a curated record